AUGGACUUCGGAAUUUUGGGCUACAUCCUCAAUGGUGGACCACAUCCGCGAUGGUAUAAUUGUGGGACGAGAAGCCAGGAAGAGUGGUAUGCAACUGGAAACCCACGGCCGAUCCUUGCAGUGUAUCUUCUCGGCAGCGGAACUGUUUUUGCGACAGUUUACAUACUGGCGUUAAUCGCGAUGAUUCGUGGUAAAAUGUACAACAUCUCGCCCUGCUAUGUGGUGAUGAUAUUUAUGGGAUUCAGUGACCUUCAGAUGCUCGGUCUCUACAUCCAAGCUUUCAUCAUCUGUUCAACGCAUGUGGGCGCCGCUUGGGGAUACUUAUUCAUGAAUUACAUCCCGAAUUUCCCGAAAAUAUUGAGUCUUGUCGGAGAGGUGGCAUGGCAGUGCAGUCAUGGCUUUCCCGGUAUGGUAUAUUUAAUCUUGAACAAAUCUAUACGAAAAUCCGUCCUCAAAAUGUUGGGAUUAAAAAAGACAAUCCGCUGGCUAUUCGGCUACCCGGAUUCGUACUACAACUGUUCGGGGCGCAGUGUAGCGGAAUGGGCGAAGACUGGAGAACGAUGGCCGUUAUUUGGGGCGUAUUUUCUGGUUUCUGGCACUGCUUACAUGUGCCUCUACCUUCCGACGAUCUACGCGAUGAUACGUUUGAAUAUGAUCAAGGAUUCAUGUUAUAAGAUAAUGCUGACCCUAAUCGGUGUCGAUAUCUUGAAUAUCAUCGCGAAUUCCAUAAUUGCUGGGUAUCUGUUUUCGGCCGGGGCCGUGUUUUGUACGAAUCCGGUUUUUAUGUAUAUCGAGGGAGCUUAUAACAUUUUUGUAUGGAUGGCCGCCUCGUUUUUCUACGUCUUACUCGCUAUCAAUCGAUUUAUUAAAGUCCCCAUGUCCAUCUGGCUGUUCCUCUGUCUGGUAUACUGUACCUACGGUGCCAUACUGCACACACCGCUUCCGUAUAGCUCCCCACACCUCAGCGCUCACUAUAUCAUCUCUGUUGAAGAUCCGGUUACGACAAUCCGCUGGCUAUUCGGCUACCCGGACUCGUAUUACAACUGUUCGGGGCGGAGUGUAGCGGAAUGGAUGGAAACUGGCGAGAAAUGGCCGAUUUUUGGGACCUAUUUUCUGUUAUCUGGUGCUGUUUACAUGUGCCUCUACAUCCCGACGAUCUACGCAAUGCUACGCUUGAAUAUGAUCAAGAAUUCGUGUUAUAAGAUAAUGUUUUGUCUCUGCAUCGCCGAUAUGUGCAAUAUUUGCUGGUUAUUCAUUUUCGAUUGGUGCCGUGUUUUGCAUGAAUCCGUCGUCUGGCUGGCCGCCUCAUUUUUCUACGUCCUCCUCGCCCUGAAUAGGUUUAUCGUGAUUUUGGGGAAUAAUAGGAUCGACCGGAUUUUUCAGUGCCUCUACCUCCCCACAAUCUACGCAAUGAUACGCUUGAAUUUGGUCAAGAAUUCUUGCUAUAAGAUAAUGUUCUGGCUAAUCCUGGGCGAUAUGGCGAAUUUUCUGGCGAAUUCCCUAUUUGCGGGUUAUCUCUUUUCUAUCGGUGCCGUAUUCUGUAUGAGCCCGGUUUUUAUGUAUAUCGAAGGAGCUUUUAAUGUUUUCAUCUGGAUGGUCACCGCGUGUUUCUACGUCCUUCUCGGCGUCAAUCGUUUAAUCGUAUUUCUUGGAAAUCCCAGGACCCUAAUCCAAGCCGUCAUGAUCACGCUACCCGUCCUCUUGGGAUGUCUAAUGUGCGUUUAUGUACAGUUAACGCACGCCAGUACGAUUGGAUGGGCCAUCGCCGCGCAGUUGAUAUGGCAAACGAUCACUGGUAUCUCCUCGAUCUCCUAUCUCGUUUUCAACUCCAACAUUCGUUCGUUCUAUUUUGGAAACCGCAAAAUCGCUUCAACCUAUGAGGAAUCGAAAGCUCGCAAUCCAACAAAUACAAUCCGCUGGCUAUUCGGCUACCCGGAUUCGUCUUACAACUGUUCGGGGCGGAGUGUAGCGGAAUGGAUGGAGACUGGCGAGAGGUGGCCGUUGAUUGGGAAUUAUUUUCAAAUCGCUGGCGCGGUGUAUACGUGCCUCUACAUCCCCACCAUCUACGCGAUGAUACGGCUGAAUUUGAUCAAGAAUUCGUGUUAUAAGAUAAUGUUUUGUCUAAUCAUCGCCGACAUGUCGAAUAUCGUGGCAAAUUCCUUGAUCGCUGGCUAUAUGUUUUCGGUGGGAGCCGUAUUUUGUAUGAGCCCGGUGCUGAUGUAUCUCGAGGGAGCGUAUAACAUUUUCGUAUGGCUGGCCGCUUCAUUUUUCUACGUUCUCCUUGCCGUCAAUCGAUUUAUCGUAAUCCUUGGAAACGGCAAGAUUGAUUAUACCUUUCAGAGGAUCCCCACGUACGUUUGGGUGCUUAUGUGCUUGGGGUACUGUACUUACGGCGCGAUACUGCAUAAACCUUUACCUUAUAAUUCGCGACUAUUCGGCGCCUACUACGUGAUCGGGGUGCAGGAUGUGGCCACGGAAUUCCCGAUUUACGAAAACGUCGUCCACGAGUAUAACAAUAUCGUUGUCGCCGCCACAAUUACCGUACUCUACGCCCUAAUUGCCCUCAUGCUUAUGUUACGGCGAGCCGAAAGAGAGAAGACCUCGCGGGCUGAAAUGAAUGCCCUGAUUCAAGCCUUCCUAAUCACACUACCCGCCCUGGGAGCUUGUAUACUGUACGUCUAUAUGCAAAUGUCGAACGCGGGGACGAUCGGAUGGGCCAUUGCCGCACAGCUCAGCUGGCAGACAUUAUCUGGGAUUUCUGCCGUCUUCUACCUGUUGUUCAACAACAGCAUCCGAGCUUUCUAUUUCGGCAAGGGAAAAGUGUCAUCCAUCUACGAAGAGUCCAAAGAACGCCGGAACACGCAACCCACCGCU
Mesorhabditis spiculigera is the source of this 2874-nucleotide messenger RNA. The record is from the annotation of a GenBank genome assembly. NCBI's taxonomy places the organism in Eukaryota, Metazoa, Nematoda, Chromadorea, Rhabditida, Rhabditidae.